This is a messenger RNA of Hydractinia symbiolongicarpus, 1960 nucleotides long. RefSeq names its product involucrin-like. Lineage: Eukaryota; Metazoa; Cnidaria; Hydrozoa; Anthoathecata; Hydractiniidae. Bases 214 to 1713 code for a protein of 499 amino acids. The transcript has 34 exons. The record is from RefSeq and is a predicted model, not a curated record.
AAAUAUAUAGUUUGAUAUAUCUUGAGGGAAAACAAUUGAAUUUUUGAUAUAUAUUAUGGGAGAGAGAUUUAGUUUCACAGCUCUUUUGAAUUUCCAAUUUUGAACAUUCUUCCUCCUCUUGACGUCAUGGAUGAUAAGGUAUAUAUAUUUUGGCGAGCAGAAUCUUAAUGCAUUAAUUUGUCUGCAACCAGAGAAGAAUUUCUGCAGUUGUGUAUGAAGAUGACUUUCGUCGCGAAAUUAUUGGUCUUUUCACUAUGUGUUGUAUUGGUGUGUAGCUACAAGCUUGAAAAUUCAGGUGAUGUCGACAAUCAUAAUUCCGACUCAACCGAAAACCGUAACUUCGAAUCGACGGACAAUCAAAAACGUGAUCUAACAUCAAGAAACGAGUUAAAUCAUGCCGAAGACACACCGUUGAGACUUGGACGUGAAGCAAAACGAAAAACGCCGUUAAGACUUGGAAGAGAAUCUGAUCGUGGUCGAAAUACACCUUUAAGACUUGGCCGUGAAUCUGAUCAGGCAAGAAACACACCCUUACGACUUGGACGCGAAUUAUAUCAUGAAAGAAAAGACAUACCAUUAAGACUGGGGCGAGAAUCGGAAGAUGACACUCCUUUACGACUUGGACGAGAAUCUAACUAUGCCAAGGAAACUCCAUUAAGACUGGGGCGAGAAUCUGAUCGGGCAAGAAACACACCUUUACGACUUGGACGAGAAUCUAACUAUGCCAAGGAAACUCCAUUAAGACUUGGAAAACACUCUCGUUACGCUGAAGACACAUCGUUAAGACUUGGACGGCAACACAACAAAGCCAGAGAUACACCAUUGAGACUCGACAGAGAAUCUGAUCGUAGCAAAAACACACCAUUGAGACUCGGCAGAGAAUCUGAUCGUAGAAAAAACACACCAUUGAGACUCGGCAGAGAAUCUGAUCGUAGCAAAAACACACUAUUGAGACUCGGAAGAGAAUCUGAUCGUAGCAGAAACACACCAUUGAGACUCGGAAGAGAAUCUGAUCGUAGCAGAAACACACCAUUGAGACUCGGCAGAGAAUCUGAUCGUAGCAGAAACACACCAUUGAGACUCGGAAGAGAAUCUGAUCGUAGCAGAAACACACCAUUGAGACUCGGCAGAGAAUCUGAUCGUAGCAGAAACACACCAUUGAGACUCGGAAGAGAAUCUGAUCGUAGCAGAAACACACCUUUACGGCUUGGACGAGAGUCUAACUAUGCCAAUAAAACUCCAUUAAGACUGGGGCGAGUAUCUGAAGACGACACUCCUUUACGACUUGGACGAGAAUCUAACUAUGCCAAGGAAACACCAUUACGACUGGGGCGAGAAUCUGAAGACGACACUCCUUUGAGACUUGGAAGAGAGUCUGACGACGCCGAAAACACGCCAUUGAGACUUGGACGUGAAUACGAGACUUCUAAAGAUACGCCAUUGCGUCUCGGACGUGAAUCUAGACACGAUAUGAACACACGUUUAAGACUUGGACGAGAAUCUGAUCACGCUAAAAGGACACCGUUAAGACUUGGACGAGAACACGACACUGCCAAAGAAACGCCGCUAAGACUUGGACGCGAGUCAUACCAUGAUGAAAAAGACACUCCUUUGAGACUUGGACGUGGAUCCGAUCGCAAUAAAUUUAAACAACAUGAAAACAAUCAAAAGUACAAGCGUUCGGUAAAUGAUGCAAAUAACAUGGCGAUGUAAGAUGAAAGAUGCAGUAAACAAGACACACAAGGAGAACUCACAAGGAAAACAUGAGUUUAUUUACGAUUAGUUUCACGGACAUUCAUUUAAUUUAUGUAAAUUUUUUAAUUCUUAAGAUCAGGUGAUAUAGUAAUGGAAAGGUUUAUUUUUGUAAUUAGGGUAUAUAUAUAUAAAUAGAGCGCUGGUUAAUGUAUAUCUAUUGAUAGUGUAUUUAUCAAGGAGAAUAAGUAUACCCAUAACUAAGAAA